This is a messenger RNA of Clonostachys rhizophaga, 1218 nucleotides long. NCBI's taxonomy places the organism in Eukaryota, Fungi, Ascomycota, Sordariomycetes, Hypocreales, Bionectriaceae. The record is from the annotation of a GenBank genome assembly.
AUGGUCGCGGGUUUACAGGCAUUGUCUUUUCCCAUGACUCCAGGUUACUGGCAUCCGCUUCCGAAAACAACACCAUACGCCUUUGGAGAGUCGCAGAGACUGAAAACAACAGCAUUGAGUGGCUCCAGAACGAGACUAAUGAAGAUUUCUCCAGAUAUGAAGAAGGUAACCACCUUGAAUGAAGCUGGGUUGUGUAUGUGGAGCGCCGAUGCGGUGGCUGCACUUGGUCAUAUCGGUGCCAAGCCGGCGCCAAGCUGGUGUUUUCCCAGUUCAGCCUUCAUCCUCGUUCGCGAUAGACAAGAAUUCAGAAAAAUCAACAAAAGUGGGCUUUUACAUACAGAUACAGGGGAUUGUGUGUCACGCCCAAACAACCGAAGGAACCGAGAGGGAGCUUUCUCCGAUGAUUCAGCGCUCAUUGCAUUUGCGGACGGCGAUAGUUCGGCAUCAUAUAUAUCUGUCUACACAACUACCACCGGAAAUCGUGUCCAACGCUUUGAAUGUCUAAAGGGAAAUCAGGAUAACUUAAGCUUCUCGAAAGACUCAAAACUCAUUGCGGCGAUUGGCAACGGCAUGCUUUGUACUUGGGAUGUCACAAGUGGCCAGUGCCGCCAACAAACAAUGCCAGAAAGUUAUGUGAACGCAUCCUAUCUUUCCAUAACAUUCUCUCCCGAUUUGGAUUGGGCUGUGGGCAUCAAUUUGUACAACAAUACUCGGGUGUGGAGAUGCGCGACAGGGAGGCUGAUCCACGAUUGUUACGUUCCAUCACUAGGCCUCGGGGCCUUCGACACUGACUAUAUCAUAGUCAGUUCCUCUACUAGCUUGAUUUAUUUUUGGGACUUUCAAACGGGCAUCCGCCUGGCUAGGACAAAGAACCUUUACCCCCAUCAUGGAGCUGUGAGUUUUCAACCGAAGAGUUCGCAGCUCCUCGUUGGAACUGGAGCGGUUGAGCGCUCCACGAUUCUAUUAAGCCUCGUCGCUCCGGCUACGGGAUCAGCCUUGACUAUAGCUGGAUCACCUGGACGACAAUUUCUUCUAUCUACCAGCGAGCUACCAGCCGACGAAUUCGAUGCUGUCCUUGUAUCCGGGUCUGUAGUUAUUAUUGGCUAUAAAAGACUUGGAAUGUCGGUAGUGUUCGGGUUCUCCUCUGCCAGAGGAAGUAAGCCAAUGGCAGACAUACACUUCAUUGAUCAUUGCAACCCAAUACAAUCUCGUCGAUGA